AUGGCUCAAUCAAGUCAUCGCGAUGACUUCUUUCAAACCACAGCUUCCCUUGAUGAGCAAAAACGCAAGGAUGCCAAGUCACAAAAUACCAACGGAAACCCUAUUCGGCUCCAGAGCAAGAUUCUGGCUGUCGCUGCUGAUCCCUUAAGCAACAACGCCGUCUUCGUGGCUCAGAGUGGUGGAACAGUGCGCAAGGUCGUACUCGAAACCGGAGAAACCGCAGCCAUCUACAAGGGCCCAACUGCACCGAUUACGAGUCUAUGCUUUUCGCCCAACGGCCGCCUAUUGUUCGCUGGGUGCUGGGAUAAGACCGUUUGGAGUUGGGAUGUAACUACGAAGGAACGCCAGCUGCGCUAUGAAGGCCACACGGACUUUGUCCGGUCCGUCAUCAGCACGAGACUACGUGGACAAGAUGUUCUGGUUUCGGGCGGCGCCGAUGCGCAAAUAAUAGUGUCCGACAUCGCGACUGGACAACGAUUGGCCGUGCUGAAAGGCCACGCCAAGGGGAUUCAAGAUUUGGCCUUUGAUCCCAUCUCGCUGGACUCGGACAGCCCAGAGCCGAUUGUGUUCAGUGCUGGAAGCGACAGAGAGAUUCGACAAUUCGACAUCUCUAAGGGCAGCCAAGACCUAACCGGUACCGCUGCAAUCCUGGCUCACGAGACCAACGUGCAUAAACUGUUCUUCGACCAGGAUGCCGAUCUAUGGACUGCGUCAGCCGACAAGACUACCAAGUGCUUGAGUCGAGACGACGGCUGGAAGCCCAACACAACCCUGGACCAUCCCGACUAUGUGCGUGAUGUGGUGGUUUACGAGCAAGGUGGGUGGGUGGUCACAGCGUGCCGUGAUGAAGAGGUCCGCGUGUGGAAUCGAUCGACCGGGCAACUCUACCAUACCUUCUCUGGACAUUACGAAGAAGUGACAGGACUAGUACUGGUGGGUACCACAGUCGUCAGUGUCAGUAUAGAUGCUACUAUCCGACAGUGGUCUCUGAAGCCCGAUGAGCUUCAGACGGCAGUAGCCAUGGCACAAAAGACCUCGACCGAGGAUGAAGAGCAGCCCACCAACCCCGGGUCGAUGCUUACCGAAGAGGAGGAGCGGGAGCUUGCCGAGCUGAUGGGCGAGGAUUGAGACUACUCUAUGAGACUACUCCAAGAAUGACCGUCACGACUAAACUUCCAAGCGAUAUGAUU
This is a messenger RNA of Aspergillus japonicus CBS 114.51, 1190 nucleotides long. Its product is annotated as WD40 repeat domain-containing protein. NCBI's taxonomy places the organism in Eukaryota, Fungi, Ascomycota, Eurotiomycetes, Eurotiales, Aspergillaceae. The coding region runs from base 1 to 1128 and encodes 375 amino acids. The transcript has 4 exons. The record is from RefSeq and is a predicted model, not a curated record. Gene Ontology annotation, molecular function: protein binding.